Molecule: messenger RNA, 1372 nt
Organism: Argiope bruennichi
Lineage: Eukaryota; Metazoa; Arthropoda; Arachnida; Araneae; Araneidae
Product: paired mesoderm homeobox protein 2-like
Exons: 3
Coding region: 262-822 (186 amino acids)
Biological process (GO): regulation of transcription by RNA polymerase II
Molecular function (GO): RNA polymerase II transcription regulatory region sequence-specific DNA binding; DNA-binding transcription factor activity, RNA polymerase II-specific
Source: RefSeq, a predicted model, not a curated record
GCCACGGAUGAGGAGCUGUCAUCACUGCGCAUCCAAAGCAUUUUCACACCUCAACAAAUAAGGCCUCAAAGGAAGCGACAAGCCAUUCAGAUCUUCUCGUUCACUUGUCCAAAGAAAACACUCAGCAAAAUGAAAACUGAAGCACGGCAGCUAAUUGUGCUUUGACAGAGUUUAGGCAGUCGAGUUUUUAUUGUUUGAAUCUUUCAUCAUUGUCGCAUCCGUGUGGAUGAUUUUUUGAUUUCAAAAGCGUGUGGACUAAGCAUGGUGGAUUUUGGAGCAUCUCAGUACGGGGACAACACCAAACGUUUCACAGUUAGUCACCUCUUGGAUUUACCGCGAAAUGGUUGCUGUUUUAUUCCAGAAGAAGUAAACACAUUACCUCAGGCUGCUGACUUGGAAGAUGGGGAUAAAACAGAGGAUGAAACGGGCGAAGGAGAGAAUAGCAGGAAAAAGCCGAGAAGAAACAGAACUACUUUCACAACACAGCAGCUGAAUGCUUUAGAAAAAAUUUUUGAAAGGACUCAUUAUCCUGAUGCUUUUGUGAGAGAAGAAUUAGCCAGAAAAGUUAACCUGAGUGAAGCUAGGGUACAAGUGUGGUUUCAGAAUCGACGAGCUAAAUUCCGACGUAAUGAGAGAACUAUUUUAGCCCAAAGAAAUCAACUCCGUCCUCCUCUACCUAGUGUGGAGCAACCUGUUGUACCACGACCCACUGCUAUUAUACCAUGGAAAGCACCUGCCAACUACUGUACUGGACAUACUUCGGGGGCUACCCUUCAUUACGCUAUGCCACCUUUACAUGAAUAUUAUCCUGCACAUCCCUGAAGUAUUAUGCUUUAGGAAUAGGACUGGAAUAAAGAACUACUGAAAACUUUUAGUUGUUGAAGAAAACAAGACCCUGUAAAGUAAUUACAGUACAUUUGUGUUACAUUGUCCCUUUCACGUCUUAAAAGUUGUGUUAAAUAUUAUCAGCAGUCAUAAAGAGAGAUGGACUUAAUCAUUUUUACAAAUCGAAAUACCUAAGGAUGCUACAAUGUAUAAAUAUUUUCUUUCUGUACACAUUGUAAAGAUACCAUCUUAUCUUGCCUUUGACGGAAAUACUUCAGAAUUGGUCUUACUUAACAUCCGCCCAACAGUAGCAAAGAAUUCUCAUUGUCAUCAUUUGGUACAGCUUUGGCUUGACAAGCUGUACAUACUCAGAAGCAUUAAAUGUAUCAUAAGUCUUAAGUAAUCAAAAGUUUAAUAAUUGAUCAAAAUAUCACUAAACACAGACAAAAUUAUUAUAUUAAUUUUUUAUCCAUUUCAUUCAUUAAGUUUCAAUAUUAAUGUAAUUGAAGAAAGUAAAUUGUUGCAUCGCUUCCAUGAAAAUGAAAUA